Molecule: messenger RNA, 916 nt
Organism: Beta vulgaris subsp. vulgaris (sugar beet)
Lineage: Eukaryota; Viridiplantae; Streptophyta; Magnoliopsida; Caryophyllales; Amaranthaceae
Product: protein EIN6 ENHANCER
Exons: 3
Coding region: 334-708 (124 amino acids)
Biological process (GO): chromatin remodeling
Cellular component (GO): Ino80 complex
Source: RefSeq, a predicted model, not a curated record
UUAUUCUUAUGUCGGGGUUCCCAAUCGAAAAAAAAAAAGUACUUCAUAUAGAUCGAUUUCCCUAAAAAAAAAUUCAUUUCAGCAUCUCAAUUCUCAGCAGAAGUAAUUCCAGUUCUAGAAGCGUCGGAGGUGGGGAUGCAAGCAAAGACAUUCUCAAGUUCUUAAAGAUAAAAAUCAUAUUUUCAUAACUACUGUAAAAAUCUACCAGCCAAAACAGUAAAUUACUGAAGGUGAGCAGAUUUUGAAGCCCAGAAACUCGAAAGAAGCAUUAUUUUUCUCUCUCUAUAAUCUUGAAAUAAUGAUAUUUUGAUUGUGAUAUUGUUGCUGAGAAAGAUGGAAAGAGAGGUAAUUGAAGCAGAGUUAGUAUUACCGACCCACUUAAACUUCAAGAAGAUUCAAAUGUAUGAAAAAUACCCUAAGGGUCAAUCUAGGGGACGACAUUGGAAACAUCUCAAGCAAAUUCUUCAGGCUGAAAAUUACCAAAAUUACCCUCUUGAUGAACCCAAUUAUGUCAAUAUUGAGUCGCCACCUUCAAUGCAUCCACCGAAAAGAAUUUGUGAUAUUACAGGAUAUGAGGCACCUUAUUACGAUCCAAGGACCACCAUGCGUUAUGCCAAUGCUGAAGUCUUUAAGCUCGUCAGAUCACUUCCUAAUGAUUAUGUGCAGCGGUAUCUGGCUCUUCGAAAUGCUGCUGUCGUCCUUAAGUAGUUUUGCUUCCCUGUAACAGCCUUCUGUUCAGCAGUAUGUCGAGUACUUUCUCGGGUUCAUUGAAGACGUGCAGAACAGCUUAGAUACUGCAUUUUAUUCUCGAUUAUCUGUUACUACAUGGUAUUUUCAACUGUAUGAGUUAGCUGUCUAACUGGGUAUCAGACAAGUAUAUUUUGCUGAGUUAAUAUGAAUGUAGUAUUAGAGACCA